Molecule: messenger RNA, 311 nt
Organism: Paramecium sonneborni
Lineage: Eukaryota; Ciliophora; Oligohymenophorea; Peniculida; Parameciidae
Source: the annotation of a GenBank genome assembly
AUGUCCGUCAACGUUUAAAAACAAUCUCUUUUUAAAAGAGCAUUUUUACAAACAGAAUUUAAAGUAGCAUCCUAUCCUAAAAUUGAAUUAAAUACAUCUAAAGGUACAUUUUUAUUUAUCAUAAUCAAGAAAUGGCUUGGCAGAUUUUAAAAUAACCAUAAAAUGGAUUUGAGCGAUUUGCACUAAAAUUUAUAUCUAAAUAGUAUAUAGUUCCAAGAAAACCAUUUGUUUUGUCUGAAGUUAUGAAAUAAAUUUGUAAUGAAUGGAGAAGCUUCGAUUCAGAUACUAAAUACUACUACUGCAAUUAAUGA